AUGGCAAUGAUCAGGAACAAAAACAUAACCUUCUCAUUGAUCUUGAUGUGUCUUGUGGUGUCGCCGAUUGUUAAUGCUCAGCUUGGGCUUGGUAGUCUUGGUGGGCUUCUUGGCGGGCUAACUAGUAUCUUUAAUAUCGAAGGGCUUCUCAUGUGCUCUAUCACUGGCACAGUCUCUACCAAUAACGCGACUUCCGUUCCCCCUUUCCCUAAUGCGGGAAUAGUGUUGCAGUGCGCGGGGCAAAAUGUUUCAAGUACGACUACGAACGCUAAUGGAGUAUUCUCGAUUCCUACUCUUGGAGCCAUCUUUUCGCCUUCAACACUCCUCUCCUCCGGUUGUAGGAUCAUCGUCACGACUCCUCUCACCGCCUGCAACGUCAACCUCCCUGCCAGUGGUUUACUCGAGGCACCUUUAGCUCUACUCGGAACCGCUACCGGCGGCGGCCUCAACAUCUUCAAUCUCAUUCCAGGUGCCUUUAACCUCGUCCGUUAA
Eruca vesicaria subsp. sativa (arugula) is the source of this 492-nucleotide messenger RNA. The record is from the annotation of a GenBank genome assembly. NCBI's taxonomy places the organism in Eukaryota, Viridiplantae, Streptophyta, Magnoliopsida, Brassicales, Brassicaceae.